This is a messenger RNA of Cordyceps militaris CM01, 1041 nucleotides long. Its product is annotated as Protein kinase-like domain. The record is from RefSeq and is a predicted model, not a curated record. NCBI's taxonomy places the organism in Eukaryota, Fungi, Ascomycota, Sordariomycetes, Hypocreales, Cordycipitaceae. The transcript is spliced from 3 exons. The coding region runs from base 1 to 1041 and encodes 346 amino acids.
AUGGCCUCCGAUAUUGAGUAUUACGCUCUGGAGAAUGAUAUCAGCAAAUUCUUCCAAACUUACACUUCUGCAACACGAGAGCAAUGCGAUCAAUACGCUGCCUCGGUCGCUGGCGAACCCGUUACUCCUGAACCAAUUCAGGGUAUGUGGAGCUACACGGUGACAGCAGGACCGAGGUGGUCCAUCGUCCAAUUCCGAGCACCCUCAUCGCUCCUCGACAUGGAGCUCCUGUUGCUUGCACGAGAUACGCAUGGGCCUAUUGUGCCCGAAUGCGUGUACCAGGGAGCCAUUGGCCACCCGAUGCCGCUACCCGUUUAUCUCAUGGAAAAGCUUCCUGGAGUCCCCUAUUGUCUGGAAAAACUGCGAGGACUCAGCCCUAGCAGUCCGAUGUCCCCUGCAGCAACAUCUCGAGUCAUGAACACUGUAGCCGACUUUGCCAGGUUGCUCCUCUUCUUCCACGAUGCUGCUUUAUACGGAGCCAAGACUGAUGGACAGAUUCUUCGCCUACUCUUGGCGGAAUCCGCAGGCAAUGGAAACAUGAUCGGUGUUCUGGCCGAUGCCUUGCCCUCCCGCUUUACUGACAAGCUAAUCUUCCUCGGCGAAAAGCUUCCUUCACUAUUCUCAUCGCCAUAUCCUCUCGUUCUUAGCCAUAACGACCUCUGUGAGAUGAAUGUCCUCGUCGAUCGUCAUACCGGCCACAUUACAGGUGUCAUCGACUGGGAGGAGGCCCGUAUCCUCCCAUUCGGCUUUUCUCUCUGGGGGCUCGAGAAUGUGCUUGGAAAUAUGGACUCUGAGGGCUGGCACUAUUACGACAACCGCGAGGCGCUCGUUUCCUUAUUCUGGCAGGUCUUCAACGAGGAAGUUGGGUCGACCUCGGAUAGACAGGCAAUCGAAGUGGCAAGGACGGUUGGAAUAUUCUAUCGAUACGGCUUCGCUUGGGCUCAAGACUCUUGGGCGGUGGUCCUUUAUAGAUGGACCAUCUUGGAAGGCUUUCUCAAACGCAAUUUCUACGCUGUCCAAGUUGCUCAGACUAGCGGUUAA